AUGGGCAAGCUUGUGCGGCUCGAGAUAUAUAACUUCAAGUCGUACCGGGGACGGCAUACGCUACUCUUUGGUGACUCGUACUUCACCUCAAUCAUCGGCCCCAAUGGAUCCGGAAAGUCAAACAGCAUGGACGCCAUCUCCUUUGUCCUGGGAGUUAGGUCGUCUCAUCUGCGCUCCGACAAGCUAAAGGAUAUGGUGUAUCGCGGCAGAAUUAUCCAGGAAGCACGUAUUGCUGCAGACGGCACCGCAACUGAAACCGCCGACUCCAAUGAAGCCUCCAAUGGCGAUUCCCAAGAGAAUGGUGAAUCACAGACAAGCAGCCAGCGCAUCGAUCCUCAGAACGCAUGGGUCAAGGCCGUCUUCGAGGACGACGCAGAGCAGACGCACGAGUGGCAGCGCACCAUCACUAGCUCCGGCUCCAGUGAAUACCGCAUCAACAAUCGGGUCGUGACUCAGAAGCAGUACAACGACGCGUUGGAAGAGCACAGCAUCCUGGUCAAGGCAAGGAACUUUCUCGUCUUCCAGGGAGACGUUGAAAAGCUUGCCACAACAGCACCCGAGCAGCUCACCCUGCAAGUUGAGCGCAUCUCGGGCAGUCUGGAGCAAAAGGCCGAAUAUGAUCGCCUCAAGGAAGAGUCCGAGGCCGCAACCGAAGAUAAUGCCAAGCAUCUCCACGAACGUCGCGCAAUCAACGGAGAACUCAAGACAUACCAGGACCAAAAGGCCGAAGCUGACGAGUACGAGAAGAAGCUGGCCGAGCGAGACCAAGCUGUUGUCACAAAGAACCUGUGGAAGCUCUAUCUCUAUGAGCAGGUCAUGGAGAGGGCGAGGAGUAAGAUUGCAAGCCACCAGGAAGAGCUCAAGGAGCACAAGCGCAGCGUAGAAAAGUACCACCAGCGACACGAGGCGGAAAGGCAGGCCGAGGCCAAGAUCAGGCGAGAUCUAGCCAAGACCGAUCAAAACACAAAAGCUAAAGAAAAGGAAAUCGAGGAUACCUCCAAUGAACUCGCGCCCAUUGAAGAGAAGAUUCGUCUUUCCAAUGAAACCCGCCGAAAGUACGAAAGCAGGAUUGAUGAGCUCAGGAAGAAGCGAGACGCUGAAAAGAAGGCUGUCGAAAAGUGCCAAAAGGACCUUGAGCUUGUGCAAAAGGCUGAGAAGAAAUGGGAGGAUGACUUCAAGGCUGCUGCCCAGAACCAGGGACGCGAGCUUUCAGAACAAGACCUCCAAGAGUAUGGCCGUCUGCGUAGCGAAGUCUUGAAGCGUACCCACGGCGACCAAAUGCAAAUAGACAAGCUUAAGCGAGAAGUCGAGACAGAUAGAGAUCAUGUCAGGAACCUGCAGCAGAGUGUCGAAGGUCAUGAGAAGGCUGUCGAGAGGCUGAACGCAGACAUUAGCCAGCUUGAAGAGCGCCAACGGUCUUCCAAGACGCAAACUCAAGAGCUUGAAAGCGCUAGAGCCGCCAAACAGCAGGAGCUUGACAGGCUCAGAGCCGACCGGAAGCAGAUUGAGAUGCAAUACUACGAAAAGAACCAGCUGCUGCAGGAGGUCCUCAAGCAACUCAGCAUAGUUGAAGGCAGCCGCCGCGAGUCAAGGAAGCAACAAGAGGCUCGCAGGACCAUUGAGCGCCUCAAGACUCGCUUUGGGUCUGAAAAGGUGCAUGGCCGAUACAAGGAUCUCAUCACGCCCAAGAUGCAAAAGUACCGCAAGGCCAUAGGCCGCGUGCUUGGACACCAGAUGGACACGGUUAUCGUUGAUACCGAAGCCACUGCCAAAUCAUGCAUCGAUUAUCUCAAAGCUGAGCGCAUCGGCGUCAUGUCUUUCAACCCUCUGGACUCGAUCCAGAUCCAAGCCGUCGAUCCUCAGCUAAAGGGAAUGCACGAAGGCAUGCGUCUCGCCAUUGACUGCAUCAACUACGAACCCAAGCAUGAGCGAGCCAUGACAGCCGCCUGUGGCAACACCAUGAUCUGUAAUACAGAAAAGCUUGCAAAAGAGCUGAGGUACUCCAAGCGGAUCGAGGUCAAGGCUGUCACUCUAGAUGGUCGCGUCAUCGGCAAGGGUGGUACACAGACGGGUGGUGAGCUUGAUCGGGAUGAUGACUCGAGCGAGCAGCAGUGGGACGAGCGUUCGUACCAAACUCUAGUAGACAAGAGGAACAGGUACGAGGAAGAGCUUCGUGCCCUACCCAAGCAAGAUCGUCAAUACACUCAGGAGCAAACACUCGAGGUUGAGCUCCUUGAUCUCCAGGAGCAGAUUGCUCGCACCAAGGAGGAAGCCAGGGCACUCAGCCGUAACAUUGAGAGUGUGAAGAAGGAGCUCGCGCAUCACAAAGCUGAGUUGAAGGGUGUUCGUCCCAACUACGAAAAGCAGGCACAGCGAUUGCAAAACCGAGAAGACGAGCUUAGGCGCUACCAAGAUACGGUUAACCAAGUCAAUGACCAGGUCUUUGCCGCAUUCUGUCAGCGACUUGGCUAUGCAUCUAUCCGUGACUAUGAGGCCCAACAAGGUACCGUCCAGCAAGAAGCGGCUGAAAAACGUCUCGAGUUCAGCAAGCAGCGUAGUAGACUUCAAUACCUGAUGAAGCAGGUCGACUCAUCGCUGCGCGGUGUUGAAGAACGCCUCAAGCAAGCAGAGGAUGAAAUCAAACGCAAAACCGCCGACAUCACGGAGCUUCAGGCCAAGCAAGAAGAGCUGCAAAGUGCGAGAGAUGUCCUUCAAGCUGAGCUCGAGACAUUGCAAGAUAGGAGAAGGCGUUUGGAAGAGAAGCUUGCUGAACGAGUCGCUGCCGUCAAGGAAGCACGCCGCGCCCUAGACCAGCGAAACGAAAAGGUCAAGCAUGUGCUCAAGGAGGUCGAUGAAGAGGACGCAAAGAUCAAAUCGAGCGCAACCAAUCGAUACAAUGUGCUCAAGGAAUGCCGUGUCAACGAGAUCAAGAUCCCGCUCACUGAAGACUCGCGUCCAUUGACAUCGUUACCGAUGACCGACAUGCCGCGACCGGAUGCCGAUGCCAUGGACAUUGAUGAGGAUCCUGAUUCGACUCAGAUUCAACCUGCAGAGGUUGACGAUUACGGCAUAGAAGUAGACUUCGAGGAGCUGGAAGAGGAGCUGAAGACCGAGAUUGUUGAAAUACUUGAGAGCGAGGACGAUCAAGAUGAGCGCGUCCAAUCUCAAGCAGGAACUCGCCUCAAGGCUGCAGAGUCCAAGCUGACUGAUGUCAUCACCAACCUCGAGACCGACAUCAACAAGGCUACGCCAAAUAUGCGUGCUGCUGAGCGUCUUGCAGCCACGGAAACACGCCUAAAGGCCAUUGACGAGGCGUUCGCCGAGACACGUAAGCGUGCAGCAGCAGCAAAGAAGGCCUUUGAGGAAGUCAAGACGAAGCGUUAUGAUCUUUUCAUGAAGGCAUUCAACCACAUUUCGGAGAACAUUGGUGGCACAUACAAGGAUCUGACAAAAUCGCCACAAUUCCCGCUAGGAGGACAGGCGUAUCUUGACAUGGAAGACAGCACAGAGCCGUACCUCGCUGGUCUCAAGUACCACGCCAUGCCGCCACUCAAGCGCUUCCGUGACAUGGAGCAUCUCUCUGGUGGUGAAAAGACGAUUGCUGCGCUGGCUCUGCUGUUCGCUAUCCACAGCUAUCAGCCCUCUCCCUUCUUUGUACUUGACGAAGUCGACGCGGCGUUGGAUAAUGUCAAUGUCAGCCGUGUGGCCAAGUAUGUGCGCGAACAUGCUAGUCCUGGUAUGCAGUUCAUUGUCAUUUCCCUCAAGGCGGGCUUUUUCCAAGAAAGCGAAACAUUGGUUGGUGUCAUGCGAGAUCAAGGCAAGAUGUCGAGUAAAUACCUGAGUCUGGAUCUCCGGAGGUAUCAGCCUGCGUAG
Bipolaris sorokiniana ND90Pr is the source of this 3873-nucleotide messenger RNA. RefSeq lists its product as uncharacterized. The record is from RefSeq and is a predicted model, not a curated record. The coding region runs from base 1 to 3873 and encodes 1290 amino acids. Lineage: Eukaryota; Fungi; Ascomycota; Dothideomycetes; Pleosporales; Pleosporaceae. The transcript has 4 exons. Gene Ontology annotation, molecular function: DNA binding; ATP hydrolysis activity; protein binding. Gene Ontology annotation, cellular component: nucleus; chromosome; cohesin complex. Gene Ontology annotation, biological process: sister chromatid cohesion.